AUGAAAUAUCGGCAUCGUUUCAAAAGUCGAGGUGCACGCAGUCGCAUUACGAAAGGGAAAAGUAGCGAAAGUAAUCCAUCGAUAACUCGACAUCGUGAAGCCGCAAGAGCAACCCAUAUCGUUCAGAAAAUACAAGCAGAUAAAAGUUAUAACGUCAAAUUCGGUGAUGAGGAUGCGGUGCUGGAACAGAUACCUUUGCAUAAGAUGCAAAUUGAUGAUGCUGAAGAAAUUAAAACUAUAAGAAGCAACUUUUCGGAGCUAACUUCGGCGCAGUCACAGCUUUCGCAAUUCACAUCUUGUACAAAUCCAACUUUCGAUCCUGUGCAUCGUAUUUGGAGGUCGGGAUCAGUGUUGCAAAAUGAAGUGCUCGCCGUGCUUGCAGCAACUGCUGAACUGAUUAAAGAUACUAAUGGAACAGAAAGUGAUGCUGAAUAUUUUGCUGCACUUUUGACAAUUAUCGAAGCAAUGCCUGCUGUGGAUGAAUCAAAAUUAGCUGCAGCUGCCUAUUUAUUAGGCCUUGUGGCUAAAAAAGUCAAUAAAAGUGUGUCACAAAAAUGUUUUUCUAGAGCACAUGAGAUUCUGGAAAACAAGCUUGAUAAAACUCAGCUGGAUGUUGCUUUGGCAAAACUUAUCGCUACAUUAGGGGUGAUUUUGCAUCAACAAGCUGCCAGCAUUUGGCAAAACAGUAAUACCAGGUUAUCACUAGUAAAAAUUGAAAUGUUUGCGGUCCAUAACAAAUCCUUGGUUCGCGCUGCAGCUCGACGAACUCUACGUACUAUCCUUACCGAUCCUGUUAUGAUUACAUCUAGUGGUUGCCACCGGGGCGCCACAGUUGUUGGGGAGGUGUUGAUGAAACAGAUGGAACAGAGUGCUGCCAGUGUAGACGUUGAUGUUUUGCUUCGAUUGUUUUGCCUCGCGGAAAAUAUUAUGCAUAAAAUGCCACAUCUAAUAUUCAAAAAGUUUGCGGAGACGACAUUUGCAUUGUUAUCUAUUUCGGAUUCCGAUCUAAAGUGCACGAUUUUCCAAUGUUUUCGAAAAAUUCUACAGCUGCAACCAGCUGAUACAACUUUACCCGCCACUACGAAUAUUCUUCUGAUUGAUUUGUUACGUGAUUUUGCGUCGAAUGCCAUGGACCCAUCUAUUACAUGUCCAUGGAUGGAGGCUCUUUGUGAAUCACAUCUUUGUCUCGCUACGAAAGAUCAUGCAAAAUCAAUGGCAACGUUGAAAGCUUCAUUGAAACUGAUUUUCCAAACAUUCGAUUUAGGAAAAGAUUUUGUUGCCCUGACAACUUACAAAGUAAUUAGUCGCAUAAUGGAACAUUGUGUGCAGUCAGAUGAGGAAUUAGCAAAUUAUUCUAUCGAUUUGUGUGACGAAGCUUUGAAUCCACGAAGUGUCGCAGUGUGGCGACAUGUUCUCCGCACUGAAACAAAAAUAUUCGAAGUUUGCAAAGGCGCUAUCACCCAGGAACCAUUUGGACGUGCAUUGAAAACUCUCGCGGGAUUGCGCAAUGAUGUUAAUCGCUCCAUUAUACCUGAUAUUGACUUGGUUGUUGGAGCGGCAGUACGACAUAUUGGUGCUGAGAACGUCUUGCGUGUGUUGCCAUUGGAAUUGGAUGCUCAAAAUGUGCCAAUAGUAACCCAGUUCGAGAGAUCUUGGCUUGUGCCUAUUCUGCGCAUAAACAUUUUCAACCAAUCAAUUGCUUUUGCAUUACAAUAUUUUUUACCACUAGCACAUCGACUUCGAAGGGAAGUACCGAGUGAUGUUGUAAGACGGAAAACUUUUAUUACUCUCAGUGACCAAUUGUGGGAUUUACUACCGAAUUUAUUGAGCUCAGCAACCGAUUUUGAGCAAAAUUUUCCUCAUUUAGCCCAAAUUUUGGGUAAAGUUCUACUUGAACAGCGAGAUCUACGUCUUAUUGUACUAUCGUCGCUUCGUAGCGCACUGCGUUACGCGCUCCAGCCGGAUGCGGCAGAAGCAAAAAAGGAUGUGAUGAGGUUUUUUGCAUACAGCUUUUUACGAAAGUUAUGUACUCUGUACACUGUAUCUAAUAUCACUAUGGAAUCUAUGGAAGGUAUAACUGGAAAUAGUCUGAAAACUUUGCGUUGUUCUAUUCUGGAAACUGUUCGCAUGUAUGUGGAAUUAACGCCAAAUAAUGUGAUUGAUAAUUUCGUAAAUUUGGCUGUUGAAAAGGCACAAAUCAAAGAUAUGGGUUUGGACCAAAAAAUUCGAGUUUUGGAUAUUAUGGCGGCACUGGUGAAGAAAGCAAGUGUAUCAGGAUUGAGCAGUAUGUUUCCGAGCAUACAGCCAUGGUUUAUUUGUAGUGAAGUAGCGCUUCAAAAGAAAGCAUUCCGCAUUUUAGAAGAAAUUAUGAAACGAAUGAAUGAUGAAGCUGUGAAGGACUUUUUUGCUUGCAGCACCGAUGAAAUAAAUAAUGUUCUUGAUCAGGAUUUGGAUAGCAUUGCAAAAAGCGCACGAGCGGCGUUAGUCGCAGUAUAUUAUGUAAAAUUAUCUUCGUUGACUUCACUUAAAGAUGUGGAAAGUUUUGGGAAAAAAUUUCUUCGAAGAAUUAUUAUUUGUCUUGAUAAGUCACACAAUAUACGGACACGUUCAAAUGCAUUGAAAUGCUUCGUGAAACUGUGUCAGCAGUUAAUACUUUCUGGUUCAGAUGAGAGCAAAAGUCCAUCAACCGUACUUCAUCCGAUAUUGAAUAUAAUUUUUGGUAUGUUGAAUCCAGAAAGAUUAUAUCCAAAUGAAGAUUCAGUUGAAGUCGUACGAUCAUCAACUAUUGCUCUGAAUAUCAUAGCACAGAAAUUCACUCGUAUUUUGGAUGCUUCAUUGUUGAGUCGUCUUGUAGCACAUGCAUGUAGUUGGAUUAGUGAUGGACGCCCUCUGAUUAGAGUGCUAAUUAUCAGGUUGUUGCGAAUGCUAGCAAAAAAAUUGCCAGACUAUACAAUGCAACAGUAUCAGGAAUUACUACUGUCGGCUGUGUUCGACGGCCAGUCAGUGACGAAUCUGACGCAAAAAGUCCGCAAAGCGAAUAGGCUGCUACUUGAAGUUUUAAUUGACAGAUACGGUGUUGAAGUUUUAAUGAUUCGAACGAAUAAACUGGAUUGGAUUAAGCAACUGAAAGCAAUUGCUAAAAUAAGACGCCGCCGUGAACGUAGGAAUAGAACGGAGGCUCACAAUAUGAGUAUUGAUGGAUGCCAAGACCAGGAUAUAGUAUCCGUGGCUUCGAGUGCUCGAACUGCGGGUGCAGAUACAGUACUGAAUAUGCUUUGUGAUGCAGAUAGUGAAAGUGAAGUAGAAAUAGAUCGUGAGUCGAUCGGAGGUCGAACACGAGGUAGCUCGAUGUGGUUAAAGAAUGAUGAUGAUGAUGAAAAUAUGAUGGACCUACUCGACCGAAACAAAAUACUAAAAAAAAUUGCAACGUCCCGUUCUGGCCUUCUGAAAGACAAAAAGUUACAGGAAAUAAAUGAAAAUGGCAAUGACAAAUCCAGUAGCAGUUUCGAAGUGGCGAAAGAUGGACGAAUAAUAAUUGAAAAUCUCGAUAUAGAUCAACAAGAUAAAAGGAAACGGAAGCAACGCAUAAAGUUGUUAGAUAUGCCGGAUAAGAAAAUGAGAAGGGAUAGUGGUUCGAAGAACGAUAGUGACAGUGAUUGCGAUAGUAACAGCAAAACUAUUAACGACAAAUAUGGAUGGAAACCUGGUGGGAAAGGUAUUCACAGGAAUGUAUGUAAAAGUUUCACUGGCAUUACGUCCUCCAACGAAUUUUUGAGGAGACGAACUGCUGGAGAUACAAGGAAAAAGAAUGAAAAAUAUGAGCCAUAUAUGUAUAUACCGAUUAACAAACGUAGAAGAGGAAAGAAUGAAAUGAAGAGGUUACUAAAAGGGAAGAAGAGAGAAAUUGCAGUUGUUUCAAAAGUAAAGAAAAUGGUUUGCUGA
Brugia malayi is the source of this 3942-nucleotide messenger RNA. RefSeq lists its product as uncharacterized. The transcript has 22 exons. Lineage: Eukaryota; Metazoa; Nematoda; Chromadorea; Rhabditida; Onchocercidae. Bases 1 to 3942 code for a protein of 1313 amino acids. The record is from RefSeq and is a predicted model, not a curated record.